AGUUGCUGCAAAAUAAUUUUGACACAAGAGGAACUGAAAGGGGGAUAAAAAGAGGGAGAGAAUGCGCCCACUGACUUGUUUACUCAUCAGCCUCUGUUUGCCCUCCCUGAGCUUGGAAUCAGGUGACUGGUGCUACAACGUCCAAGAUAUCAGCUGUGGACCCAGCACCUGGAAGAUUAAACAUCAAAUAUGUGGGAUGAAGAAGCAAUCCCCUAUCAACAUCAUAACCAAGAAAGCUCAAAUUGAUACGAGAUUGAAUCCCAUUAAGUUUGAGGGCUAUGAUGGUCCUGAUACAGAUGUUGAAUGGACAUUAAAAAACAAUGGUCAUUCAGUUCAGGUGACAUUAAAAGGAAACAUUGCCAUCAAAGAGGGAAACCUUCCAAAUACAUACAAGGCAAUUCAGUUCCACUAUCAUUGGGGAACAGAGUCUGAUCCUGGUGCAGAGCAUACAAUAGAUGGGGAACAGUACCCCAUGGAGUUGCAUAUCGUCCACCAGAAUGAAAAAUACAAUUCCUUGGCAGAUGCUCUAAAACAUUCUGAUGGUCUGGCUGUGCUUGGUUUCCUGUUUGUGGAAUCACCUGAAAGGAAUUCAAAUAUUAACGACUUGAUCAACGCUCUGAAAUUAGUUCCACACAGUGGUAACUCCACACAGCUGAAAUCUUUUCCACUGAAUAAAAUUAUUUUAGACCAAAAAAAGCUUGAUAAAUACUACCGUUAUGAUGGCUCAUUAACUACUCCUGAUUGUAAUGAGGCAGUAAUCUGGACAGUAUUUGCAGAACCCAUUCCUAUCAGCAGGAGUCAGCUCAACGCAUUUCCUAAAACUCUUUUCUUCAGUGAUUCAAAACCCAUGGCUUUAAACUUCAGGCCUGUUCAAAAACUGAACGGUCGUACAGUCUUUGUUUCAGAUUCAGCUGUCAGAUCUCUCAGUGCUGCAGGACUAUCAGUGGUACUUGCUGUCUGGACAUCUAUAUUAUUCAACUGAGCAACCUGCAGAUCCUGACAUUAUCACAAGCAAAGUAGAUUUUCUUCUCCUGGCCAAUGGAUUAAAAGGGAAACUCCAGUAAAUUAAUAUCUCAAUCUGUACUGAUUAACAGUAACAAAUAUUUUGCUUCUCAUUAGAGAAGUCCUGAAGUGAAAAGGGAAUAAAAUAAAGUCUGUCCUGUCAUCACUUUAAUCUACCAGCAGUUAGCAGAUGGGUGGUACUAAUGCACCAGCUUGUUACUUCUAGUGUAUAUGUGCAACAGUACAAUGGAGGUUGUUUAAAUAGGAAAUCUCAUUAAAAAAAAUGUUUUGGAUUA
This is a messenger RNA of Carcharodon carcharias (great white shark), 1298 nucleotides long. RefSeq names its product carbonic anhydrase IV a (gene ca4a). The record is from RefSeq and is a predicted model, not a curated record. Bases 62 to 982 code for a protein of 306 amino acids. Gene Ontology annotation, cellular component: plasma membrane. Gene Ontology annotation, molecular function: carbonate dehydratase activity; zinc ion binding. NCBI's taxonomy places the organism in Eukaryota, Metazoa, Chordata, Chondrichthyes, Lamniformes, Lamnidae. The transcript has 8 exons.